Molecule: messenger RNA, 1743 nt
Organism: Aspergillus alliaceus
Lineage: Eukaryota; Fungi; Ascomycota; Eurotiomycetes; Eurotiales; Aspergillaceae
Product: Auxin Efflux Carrier superfamily
Exons: 4
Coding region: 1-1743 (580 amino acids)
Biological process (GO): transmembrane transport
Cellular component (GO): endoplasmic reticulum; membrane
Source: RefSeq, a predicted model, not a curated record
AUGGCCAUUUUUACUGCUCCAACCUCCUUUCAGAAUGCACAAUCGCUGGUCCCCCGUCAGCUGUUAACCCAACAGCGACUAGGCGUGUCGCCGUCCAUUCUCGGCAAUCUGGCCCCCCAUUCAAGCCAUCCAUCCUUCGCCCACCUGAUCCUUUUGGUCUUCGAGGCCGUCCUGGAAGUUGUUUGUGUCAGUUUGCCCGGUUACAUCGCCGCCAGACAGGGCCUGUUCGACGCCGACGCCCAGAAGUUGGUCGCCAACCUCAACGUCAACCUCUUCACCCCGUGUCUAAUCUUCACAAAGUUGGGGUCCCAACUCACCGCGGAAAAGCUCAUUGACCUAGCCAUCAUCCCCGUCAUCUUUGUCGUCCAAACCCUGGUCUCAUAUCUCUGCGCAGUUGGCAUAUCGAAAUGUUGUCGCUUCAAGAAACGGCCGGCCAACUUCGUCACGGCCAUGGCAGUCUUCGGAAAUUCAAAUUCGCUUCCAAUCUCCCUGGUCAUGUCGCUCUCACAAACGUUGAAAGGCCUUCAUUGGGAUAGGAUACCAAACGAUAAUGACGACGAGGUGGCGGCGCGCGGGAUCCUAUACUUGCUCAUCUUUCAGCAGCUCGGCCAGCUCGUGCGCUGGAGUUGGGGCUACCACGUUCUCCUGGCUCCCCGAGACCGGUACCUAGAGGAGGGAGAAAGCGAGGGGGGAACAAGUAUCGAACAGGGCCAGGAGCGAUACCGUGACAAUCCCGAGCAAACGGAUCCGGAUGAGCCUUUAAUCAGAACUGGAUCGUCCGAGAACCUGGCGGAUAGUUCCUCUGCCGACUCGCACGACGAGGGGGUAUUCCAUUCGGGUGAGCAGACACCUGUGCUGAUACGCGCCUACUCGUACACAAAGCUAUCUCAGCAGGAUGGGGAGGAAGUGCAUAUCCACCACCCUUCCCUGCUUGGUCCUCCGCCCCGUGGACCAUUUCUGCCCCGCCAAAGCACUGGGGGCGAUAUUCUAUGCUUCCCUAGCGUCGAAGUGCCCCGUCGAGACACCGGAAAGCCAGGGGGGCUCAGCUCACGACUAAAGACAUUCGUAAGUCGCUUCUCGGAUGCGUUGGGGAAUCUAUCAGCAUCUAUAUUCCAGUGCCUACCGACACCCGUCCAGAAAACUUUAUCGGGCGUUGCGAAUUGGAUCGGACGAUUCUUCCGUGGGCUUUGGGCCUUCAUGAACCCUCCCCUUUGGGCAAUGCUGGUGUCCAUCGUCGUGGCAUCUGUGCCCGCGCUCCAGCGUCUCUUCUUCGACGAGGGCACUUUUGUGCAGAACUCGGUGACCCGGGCCAUCCAACAAAAUGGUCAAGUGGCCGUACCUUUAAUUCUGGUGGUGCUCGGCGCAAACCUAGCGCGCAACACGUUGCCUAAAGAGGCGCAACAGGACCUGGAGCAUCCCAAGGAAGAGAAGAAGUUGAUCAUUGCGUCUUUGGUGGCGCGCAUGCUUCUUCCGACCUUGAUCAUGGCUCCUUUACUGGCGCUUGUGGCGAAAUACGUCCCGGUUAGCAUUUUGGACGAUCCGAUUUUCAUCAUCGUCUGUUUCCUGCUCACGGGCGCCCCGUCGGCGCUGCAGUUGGCCCAAAUCUGCCAGAUCAACAAUGUCUACGUGGGCGCUAUGUCAAAAUUGCUGUUCCAGAGCUACGUCGUUUGGAUCCUUCCUUCUACUCUAAUUCUUGUUAUGUGUGCCAUGGAAGUGGUGGAAUGGGCGACCGCUGCGCCCUAA